Molecule: messenger RNA, 1527 nt
Organism: Ylistrum balloti
Lineage: Eukaryota; Metazoa; Mollusca; Bivalvia; Pectinida; Pectinidae
Product: metal cation symporter ZIP14-like
Exons: 9
Coding region: 1-1527 (508 amino acids)
Biological process (GO): intracellular zinc ion homeostasis; zinc ion import across plasma membrane
Cellular component (GO): membrane
Molecular function (GO): zinc ion transmembrane transporter activity
Source: RefSeq, a predicted model, not a curated record
AUGUAUGACAUUGCUGGCUGUAAGAUCCAGUGGGAUAAAAUGCCAACCAUUGGAGCAACUUUAAUUUUUGUGGCGUUCCUUGUCAUACCUUGCAAAGCAGGACAAGCCACAGAAUGUUCAACAAAUAUAACAAGUCUUUUCUCGGAGCUAGAGAACGAGGUACAGAGGAGAGAAGACAGCAUGACAGCUAGCGAUAUUUAUCAUGUGGUGUCUGAGUGGGUUCCGCUUAGUCCUAGAAAUGUCACUGAACAGUGUUUACACCAGGGUGUCAAUGCCACUCAGUGUUUACUCGACAAGUGUCUGACAUUCCAUGAAAUACUUCGUCUACACAAUUUGAAUGCCACCUCAAGCCUCUCACAAGAUGACCUGCAUAAGUUGUCUCCCCUCCUGACCUACAUUGUAAGAGCCAAAUCUUGUAACAACGCAGAUACAUCUGUAGAGGAAGAGACAGAAGAACGGCACAGAAACAAACCAACAAUGGCAAAAGCAUGGGGAUAUGGUUUUUUAUUUGUCACCAUAAUCAACAUUUGUUCAUUGACUGGAGCUAUGGUCCUGCCCUUUAUGAAGAAAUCGGUGUACAAGCAGAUUCUAAUCUUUAUGAUUGGCCUUGCUGUCGGCUGUCUGGCCGCCAAUGGACUUCUCGUUCUCAUACCAGAGGCCCUCGGACUAAUGUUCAUUGAAGGACAUGAAGUUAGCUGGAACUAUGUAUGGAAAACAACAACAGUCCUGGGCGGAAUUUAUCUUUUCUUCCUCAUUGAACGUUUUCUCAAAAUGAUCCUGGACUGGAAUGAGAGGAGAAAUGAAGACUACCUAUCUGACGAACCUAUCGAUGAUCAGGAUAUGUACUCCUCUAUCAAGGCAAAAACACCCAUCACGACAGCCCAGCGUUACAAAGACACAAAGAACCUUCCAACAAGUCUGCCAACAUCUGCUAGCGAGAUCCCACUGACGGACGAAAACUCACAGGAUAACGUGCUCUCUAUUAUAGAGAUAACACCUCAGAAUGGCAACACCAAAUCACAUGCUAAUAAACCGAUUGCCACCGUGGCUUGGAUGAUCAUAUUUGGCGACGGGAUGCACAACUUUAUUGAUGGUUUGUCCAUCGGAGCAGCAUUUACCGAGAGUAUCCUGGCAGGCAUCAGUAUUUCUCUGGCCAUUAUCUGUGAGGAACUACCUCACGAGUUAGGUGAUUUUGCUAUUUUGAUCAACGCUGGGAUGAGUAUGAAGAAGGCGCUGAUGUACAACUUCCUGUCUGCGUGCAUGUGCUAUCUGGGGCUGAUAGUAGGAAUGCUGUUGGGAGAAAACACACAUGCACAUGACUGGAUCUUUGCUAUAGCAGGUGGAAUGUUUCUCUACAUCUCACUUGUGGACAUGAUGCCUGAGAUGAACAGCGAAGCAGAGAAUGAAGAAAACAAGAGGAUUAUUGGUGUUGUGCGUAUCUUCGUACUCCAGAACCUCGGCAUGAUUCUCGGAUUUGCCGUCAUACUCAUGAUGACUUUGUACAGCGGCGAUAUCAAUUUUGAAUAG